Molecule: messenger RNA, 2526 nt
Organism: Drosophila subpulchrella
Lineage: Eukaryota; Metazoa; Arthropoda; Insecta; Diptera; Drosophilidae
Exons: 5
Coding region: 1-2526 (841 amino acids)
Source: RefSeq, a predicted model, not a curated record
AUGAGACUGUUCGCAGUGAUUUUCUGGCUAGGCUGGGCUUUUGGCCAAGCCAGUGCCAAGACCUCGGGUUCGGAGUCCCCCAGACUGCUAGCCUCUCUCCAAGCAGCUCCAGCACCGGCGCCAGCACAAAGUGUGAUCUACAAAAUACCAGCGCAACACUACUACCCACCACCUCCACCUCCUCCGCAGCCUCAGCACUGCAGCUGUCCACCGGGACCACCUGGCCCGCCGGGCCCACCAGGAUUGCCUGGAGUACCUGGUGAACCGGGUCCCAAGGGACACAGUGGGUCGAAGGGCGAACGAGGGGAGAAGGGAGACCGCGGACAUUAUGGAUUACCGGGCGCACCAGGACUUCCGGGACCCAUUGGACCACCUGGUCUGCCCGGCCCACCCGGUCACAAAUCGAAAAAUGAUCACCAUGACCACGACCAUGACCACGACCACGGUCACCACCACCACCAUCACCAUUCCCAGCCACCACCACCACUACCACCAUCUCGACCACCACCACCACCACCAAUCCUGCCGCCUCCAAUUAUAGUUCCCAUUCCGAUACCAGCCCCGCAGGAAGGCGGCUAUGAUCAUCACCACAAGGGAUCCAAGGGACCACCCGGACCUCCAGGCCCACCGGGAAUGGGAUCACCUGGUCUUCCAGGGCCACCUGGCAAUACGUAUCCACAGCCACCUCCACCUCCUCCGCCUCCGCCUCCACCACCGUCUCAGCCAGCGUAUCCACCCUUCCCGUAUCCUUACCCCCCACCCGGACCCUAUCCCGGUCCAGGUUCUUGGAUUCCCGUGCCAGUUCCAGUGGCAUGGCCAUCGAAAGGACUCAAGGGCGACAAGGGUCACAAAGGAGGCAACAAGGGAGACAAGGGCGGACACCACCAUCACUACUAUCCACCAGGACACAACAAGGGCGGUCAAUAUCCGUAUCCUCCCUACAGCGGUGGACAUGGUGGCCACCAUCAACCAGCUCCUUAUCCGCCACCUUACCCGCCGCCUUACCCUCCUCCUUACCCACCGCACUAUCCACACGACGGUGGUGACAACGGGCAUCAUAACCAUCAUCCGUCCCACAACAAUGGAGGAGGCAAUGGUGGGCACUACCAUCACCAUCCGUCCAACAAUCAAGGAGGAGUCAAGGAGGAGGUAAUGGUGGGCACAACCAACACCAUCCGUCCCACAAUCAAGGAGGAGGUAAUGGUGGGCACAACCAAUACCAUCCGUCCCACAAUCAAGGAGGAGGCAAUAACGGGAACAACCAACAUCAUCCUUCCCACAAUAAUGGAGGAGGAAACGAUGGGCACAGCCAACAUCAUCCGUCCCACAAUCAAGGAGGAGGUAAUGGUGGGCACAACCAACACCAUCCGUCCCACAAUCAAGGAGGAGGCAAUAACGGGAACAACCAACACCAUCCUUCCCACAAUAAUGGAGGAGGAAACGAUGGGCACAGCCAAUAUCAUCCUUCCCACAAUCAAGGAGGAGGAAACGACGGGCACAGCCAACAUCAUCCGUCCCACAAUAAUGGAGGAGGAAACGACGGGCACAGCCAACAUCAUCCGUCCCACAAUCAUGGAGGAGGAAACGAUGGGCAUAACCAACAUCAUCCUUCCAACAAUCAUGGAGGAGGAAACGAUGGGCAUAACCAACAUCAUCCUUCCCACAAUCAAGGAGAAGGAAACGACGGGCACAGCCAACAUCAUUCGUCCCACAAUCAUGGAGGAGGAAACAAUGGGCACAGCCAACAUCAUCCAUCCCACAAUCAUGGAGAAGGAAACGACGGGCACAGCCAACAUCAUCCUUCCCAUAAUCAUGGAGGAGGAAACGAUGGGCAUAACCAACAUCAUCCUUCCCACAAUCAUGGAGAAGGAAACGAUGGGCACAGCCAACAUCAUCCGUCCCACAAUCAUGGUGGAGGAAACGACGGGCACAGCCAACAUCAUCCAUCCCACAAUCAUGGAGAAGGAAACGAUGGGCACAGCCAACAUCAUCCAUCCCACAAUAAUGGAGGAGGAGGAGACGACGGGCACAACCAACAUCAUCAAACUAAUGCAAAUGGUGGACACAAAGAAACCCUCUGAGCCAGAAGGCAGUGGCGAGCAAGUUCCCCGGGAUGAUCUGGAACUGCUGGAUGAAGAUGUGGAGAUCGUUGAGAACAUAGUCGAUGACAAUGACUUUAUGGAGGGCGAGGAAGAACAGCCUUAUGAGGAAAAUGAUACCGAAACGGAACCCGAGGAUGCAGGCUAUUUAGAUAACACAGUGGAGAAUGAAACAUCUCCUGAUUCAGUUGAAGAACCAAUUGAGGAAAAUACAACUAUGGGUGCAGAAAACUAUUUCGAGCCAGGUGAAGAGGAAGAAUUGAUAGAGGAAGAACCUAUAACGGAGGAUCAGAUGGACAUGGUGAUGGAUAACCAGUCCUUUGAGGGAUACACGAUCGAAGAGCGAAACAACAAAAGGCCAAUUAUCCUGGCCGUUGGAACUCCUAGAAAUCCAUUUCACAUUUAUGCCUAUGAACAGUAUAAUUAA